Messenger RNA from Plasmodium inui San Antonio 1, 4026 nucleotides. RefSeq lists its product as hypothetical. Gene Ontology annotation, molecular function: protein binding. The record is from RefSeq and is a predicted model, not a curated record. The transcript is spliced from 4 exons. Gene Ontology annotation, cellular component: small-subunit processome; Pwp2p-containing subcomplex of 90S preribosome. The coding region runs from base 1 to 4026 and encodes 1341 amino acids. Gene Ontology annotation, biological process: rRNA processing. Lineage: Eukaryota; Apicomplexa; Aconoidasida; Haemosporida; Plasmodiidae.
AUGGGCAUCGAGAAGAACCCCCCGCACGUGGCGCUUAAACUGAGUGACGUUUUUGCCUCAGAAAAGAAGCCCGGCCGAGCGAACCAACAGCACCAACAGAGUAGCAAAGCAAACAAUGAGGAAUCCACAAAAAAGUCGAGAAACAUACUGAACAAGUACCGAGUAACCAAAUUAAACAAUGGAGAGAUUAACAAUAUUUAUGUAAAGAAUGAAUUCUUCAAAGAUAGAGCAAAGGCGAAUGGACUAAGGCAAUCCAAUUGGGCGGUAGAAGCUCUCCCCAAAGGAGGCGAUGACUCCACGAAUGGGGACGCAGCGAAGGAGACGAAUGAAGGAGAUAUCCAGGAGGAAGUUCACAGAUCGGUUAAAUUUUGUAGAAGAAAAAUUCACAAACAAAGCAACCUGCUUAUGUCCAAUGGGACUAUCGGGCUAGUUGUCCACAAUGGAGUAAUGUGCUUGUCCAUGAAAGGACAACAGUGUUUCGUCAUCACAAGUGCUAAAAACGCAUUUUAUGUCCUGGACCCACAUAAACUGAGGAAAGCCUACACAUCUGAGCACUAUCCAGAAGACAUACAAAAUUUGUACUGCGCUAAUGGGUACGUCUACGUCAUUUUCCGAAAAAAGGUUUACAAGGUUAAUGAGUCUGGUGGGAAAAAGAUCUUCUCUUUGGAGGAGGACUUCCGUAACAUUGUGAAUAUUUUGACUGUGUAUGAUUACCUGCUGACGUAUAGCAAAAAGGAGAUAGUCAUAUGGAACGACGUGUACAAGGAGGGAUGCGAUGGCGACGAUUUUGUUAGCGAGUCCUGCAGUGAGGUGGGGCAUGGAGACCAAUGGGGAGAAGAGAACCCUGAUGAGGAGGAAGCCGCGAAGGGGGGAGAAGCAAACCAUGAUGAGGCUAACGCAACGAUGGGGAGAGAAAACCCAUCGUAUGUGGCGAACGAAGCGAAGGAGGGAGAACCGAACCAUGAUGAUGAUAACGCAGCCAUGGGGAGAGAUGAAGCCCCCCUCUCUGGGGACCCCACCCUGAGUGGCUGCCCAAACGGAAAGAAGCACCUCUUCAAAAGGAUCCUCCUAUUUGACGACCACUCCGAUGUCGAAAUACGCUCCGUCAUCCACCCCCCAGGGUACAUAAACAAAGUGAUCAUCCUAACGAGUGAAAAUAAAAUAUAUCUAUACAACAUCAACAAGGAGAAAAUCAUCCACGAGUAUAGGGCUCUCCGGAGCGUUAAUUUAAGAAACGAAAAAAACAUAAAAUUUAUCACCCUGACAACGAAGAAGGAUCAGCUGUGCAUCGUAACAUCAGCCAAUGAGCUUUACAUAAUCAGCACGGACAGAGACGAACUGGUGUACUCAAAGAAUAUACACAUGAAUGAGGACAAAAUUACCUGUGUGCAGUUCUACAAUUACACGUAUGAUGCUGAAAGCAUGUCAGUCAUCUUGGUAGGCACCGAGUUAGGGAAGAUUAUUAUGAUCGAUCCGAACAGCAGUAACUAUUUCAUUUUACGAGAUGCUCACGAUUGUGUGAAGGCCAUAUUGAUACCUCCUCAAGGGGGGGAGUACCUAUUCACAGUUGGCCAAAGAGACAACAAAAUAAAUCUGCUCAAUUUGCAUAAGUCUACUUUCACCUUGGAUGUUAUGAAGAGAAGAAACAGUUGCGUUGGACUCAUCAAUAAUGUAAAAUAUCUCGACGACGAGAAAUUCAAAAUAUUGGUCUCUGCAAAUGAGGCAAAGAAACGGGAAGGAAAUCUCUACAUCAUAAACCCACAUUGCCCUGAACAGAAUAAAGACUUUUCAUGGAACAAAAAAAUUAACCUCCUAGAUAGGACCAUCAUCGAUUUUGACAUUAAUCCAAAUAGGCACUACGAUUGGAAUAACAUCCUCGUGUGUGUCAGGGACUCUCUCCGAGUUUACUUUGCCUCCUCCUACAAGAAGGUUAUAGACAAUGUAUUUUUGACACUUCCCGGCGAUGUGAUUAGUGGGGCUUCCAAAGAGCGCAUGCGGGGAAGGGGGACGGGGGCAGCAAAGGGAAGAGGAAAAGGCCAAGGAGUGGAACCACAUGGGAAUGAUAAUCCCAACGGAGUGAGGGAGGGCCUCUUUAACUGGAUCCAUAAUCUGUCGAAUCACGCGCAGGAAUGUUCCAGCGAAUCGAAGGAGAAGGAGGAGGAGUACAAAAUUUUUGACGACUACAACCAACAUGGCGAGUUCGAAGAGGAUCAAGGACAAAUGGGAAAGAGAAGAAAAAGCGCAACGAGCGUGUUGAUAUCGACAUGUGGACACAUUGGCAUCGUGGGGUACAGCGAUGGGGAAAUUCAUUCCUUCAACAUGCAAUCGGCAACGUACAGAAAUGAGUACAAACUCAAUAAGUACUCUUUCAAAUCGAAGGCGCACCUAAAUGGAGAUAUUCUGAAGCUAUACCGCUACGGCAUAAGCAAUUUCGUGUCCGCCUCAAACAGUAAGGAAGACCUUUACCUAAGGGUGUGGAACAUAUACACAAGUGAGUUAAUAUACUCCUACUGUAUCAGGAAGGAGUACCUAAAUAGGGAUGCGUCUAAAAACAAUAACAACAAUGAUCAAAUUAGCAUCGCUUCCUUCUACCAUUUUAACAUUCUCACUGUGGUGUGCCUCUCAAAUAACCAAACCGUCAUCCUAGACAUUGAGCAGAAAUCUGUAACCAGAAGGUUCAACUUCGCCUAUGCAGUUACCAAUGCUACUUUCAGUGCAGACAACAGAUUAAUUCUAUUCGCUCUAAAGAAUAAUACUCUACUACUGUACGAAAUUAUUUCCAACACUUUUAUCGAUUACUUGCUUUUCAAAAGUGAAAUAACCUCCAUGGUGUAUAAUGACGUUUAUCUCUACACUGCACACAGCGCUGCGGAAAAUUAUCUUUACUCCUUUACUAAUAAAAAUCUCUUCAACAACAGCAAUUGCGUGGUUAAUGAUUAUCGGUCCUUUGGUGCUGUUCUCAUGGAGGAGUUAUCUGACGGGGAAAGCAACCGCGAGUGCCCCGAACCAAGCGUGGGGAAACUCAUUGGGAUGGAUUGCGACGUGGAUUAUGAAUACCUGAAUGGAAGUGUCGCUCCAGAAGGGGACUCCUCUAGCAAGCUUCACUUAGAGACAAACGACAGGGGAACGCUCAAAUCGGCGCAGCUAAUGGAUCCAUACAAAUCCAGCGAGAAACAAAUCAACAAAAAUUUACUUACCAUGUCGGGAUUUAGCAUGUCCAAGAUUGCCUAUAUCAUCUUCCUGGAUAAGAUAAAAGAAAAUUGCAGGGUACAAGAGAGCGUAAAGAAGAAGCAAGAAAUCCCCUUUUUCCUGAGCGCCCAGCUGGACAGAAAUAUAGAGUACGCAGAUGGGAAGGAACUGGAGUUUUUGCAAAAUAUUACCAAGGGGGAGAGCGACGGGGAAGGGGAGGCUGCGGAGGACGAUGUGGAGGGGGCUGCAGAACGGGACGAACUGGUUGACGAAGUGGGGGACAAAGUUGCUGACGAAGUGGGGAACACAGUGACUGACCAAGUCCGAGACAAAGUUGCUGAUGAAAUGGCUAACCAGGUGAACACCCCUGGCGACCCCCACGCGAAGACCAAAGCAAAUCCUCGAAAAACGAAAAACAACAAGAAGAGACACAUCACCAAGGUGGAUAAAAUUGAAAUGCCCAUAUCUAAGCUGCAGGAAAUGCUGGCCCAAAACGAGGACUCGUACAUCAACGUCUUCAAGUACCUAAUGGGACUCUCCCCAUCCGGGGUUCACUUCAACAUCCUCUGUUUGAGCUCCAAGGACGAGCUGGAGAACAUGAUGAACUUCUUCAUUUAUCAUGUCAAAACGAACGACAACAUCGACCUGAUUCAAGCAUACAUAUUCAUAUUCUUAAAAGCGCACGGCAAAAAGCUGCUGAAAAUGAAAGACAAAAAACUUAGGAACACCACGGAGGUGCUGCUGCAAGAAAUACAAGCGAGCUGGUCGAAUAUCAAUUUCUUAUUUGAAAGCGUUAUUUUUUUUAUCAAGUUUUUAACAAAUAUACAGCUGGAGUGA